AUGCCGAGUGCGUCGUGGCCGAUGCUGGAGGGACAGUUGAUUAAGGAGACGGCUCAUGCUCGAUAUGUAGAGAAUCCCCUCUGGCAAGGCCUAACCAACGAACUAGAUAGCUGCAGCAGCGUCGCAGGCGAACUUGAGACCGAGGCGACCCCGAUCGCUGACGCAGGCAUACUACUCUUCCAACCAUCCUGUCCCAAGAACCUUCGCUCCUUGCACCCAAAUACACAACCGAUUUUCCAGCUAUGGCAGAUAUUCUUGAAUAACGUCAAUCCCAUCGUGAAACUGCUUCAUAGUCCGUCAACGCAGCAGUUGAUUCUGGAGGCUGCGUCGGAUUUGGAUCACAUCUCCCAGCCGACGGAGGCGUUGCUGUUUAGCACUUACCUUUGCGCAGUGGCUUCUAUGGACGAUGAGAGCAGUCGUCAGAUAUUGCGUGCGUCUAGGGCGGACCUGAUGGCUUGGUUUUCAAGGGCUGCAAAGCAGGCGCUCAUUAAUACUGAGGUUUUGCGGUCUACGAAUGUUUUGGUUUUGAAAGCGCUUACUCUUUACCUGCUAGCAACACGACAACUCCACGACGUCCAAACCCGCUGGCUCCUAACCGGAAUCGCCAGUCGCAUCGCCCGAACAAUGGGCCUUCACUGGGAACGCAGCCUCAGUUCGCUCCCCGCCUUCGAGUGCGAAAUGUGUCAUCGUCUCUGGUGGCAAAUUGUCUUCAUGGACAGUCGCGCCGCGCAAUUAUGCGGCAUCGUCGUUGAUGCCCACUCCUACCAUUUCUGGGACACUGAGCGGCCCCGAAAUCUAAGUGACAGCGACUUAUCCCCGCUAAUGCAGGAACUCCCGCGUGAUCGUCCAGGUGCGACGGAGAUGUUAUUUUGUGAGAUCCGGUUCGAGAUUGGAGAUUGUAUGCGCAAAUUGACUGCUAUGGAACAUGGGCUUGUGGGUGGUAGUGUUUCGGAACGGCUUGUUGAGCAGGAACGGGCUAUUAAUGCGCUGGAGAGCCGGUUGGAAGAGAGCUAUCUGUGUGAUUGCGAUGCGUCGAUUCCGUUCCACCAGUUGGGACGAGGAACCGUAGCUGAGUUCGAUAUCGUAGUAGAAACAUUAAUAUCACCCGUGAAGUCAGUCUAUCGACCUUGA
Penicillium daleae is the source of this 1131-nucleotide messenger RNA. RefSeq names its product fungal specific transcription factor domain-containing protein. Gene Ontology annotation, molecular function: zinc ion binding; DNA binding. The transcript is spliced from 3 exons. Gene Ontology annotation, biological process: DNA-templated transcription. Bases 1 to 1131 code for a protein of 376 amino acids. The record is from RefSeq and is a predicted model, not a curated record. NCBI's taxonomy places the organism in Eukaryota, Fungi, Ascomycota, Eurotiomycetes, Eurotiales, Aspergillaceae.